AUGUCUGUAGAAGAGUUAGGCGUUGAUCUGUUGGUGUCUACACCAGCAUCAGGAUUAAUUGGGACGUCUUCUGUGUGUGUCCGUUAUCCGAUUGUCAUAAAGGGACGUCGGUUCAAGGUAAACCUCAUCUCUUUACCUUUGCAAGGAUUAGAAGUAAUCUUGAGAAUGGAUUGGCUAUCCACCAAUCGCAUCCUCGUCGACUGCGGUGGUAAGGAGAUGUUGUUUCCUGAUAAAGAAAAAGGUAUUUCUUUGUCGAUCAGUGUCUUGAGGCAAGACCUCCUGGAAGAUGAUAGUUGUUUCUUAGAUUUAUCGUCUAUGGAAGCGACUCAAGUUUCGGAUCAUGCGGCACAGGAGAAUCGGAGUGUAAACCUCGUGGUUGUGAAUGACUUCUUAAAUGUUUUUAUGAAGAAGUUUCUUAAAGUUGACUAG
Vigna umbellata (rice bean) is the source of this 429-nucleotide messenger RNA. RefSeq lists its product as uncharacterized. Lineage: Eukaryota; Viridiplantae; Streptophyta; Magnoliopsida; Fabales; Fabaceae. The record is from RefSeq and is a predicted model, not a curated record.